CCUGUCCGGUUUAUUUUGCGAUAACAAAUGGCUGAAUGUAGGCCUACUUUAUUUCUUUAAAACGCACCUAAUGCGCCGCUUUCGCGUGUGUUUUUGUCCAAUAAUAUGGAUUAUGGACCAGACCUUAAUUUUAUAUCUAACACUGUCAAUCAUAAAAUGAAAAGCAGCGAUAUUUCAAACAUGACCGGGAGAUGUCGCUGUGGGACGCAUCGUCAUCACUGCAGCAAGGUGUUUGGAUGGGGAUGGUCCAGCAGGGAAGAGGAGGAGAGAGAGGGAGAGCAAGAAGGAGAGCCAGGCGCUGCUGCUGCUGCUGCUGCUGUAUCUGUGGCUACCCACCGCAAUUUUCCGGUCUGGGAUACCCAGCGGAUGCUAUUGCUUCCUCACCACACCAGCAUCUCGAAUCGAAAGUCUGCUUUCAAUGCCAGUCGUUGGGAAUGAUUUCCGUGUGUCACGCUCUCUGAAUUCUCGGCAUUGAUCGGGGAGGGGAAGCGAGAAGAGCGUUGUUCCUCUGGACGUUAUUCGAAGUAAUGCCAGUACCAGACCAGCCUUCUGACACAGAAAACAUCAGCAUGUUGAGCCCGGUACUGAACGCCUCCAAUGGAGAUGGGUCCGAAACAGAGACCACCUCUGCCAUCCUGGCCUCUGUAAAAGAACAGGAGCUGCAGUUCGAGCGACUGACGAGAGAGCUGGAGGCUGAGAGGCAGAUUGUUGCCACCCAGCUGGAGAGAUGCAAGCUGGGUUCUGAGACAGGAAGCAUGAGCAGCAUCAGUUCUGCAGAUGAGAAGUUUCGCUGGAACAACCAAGAUGGACAAAAGGACAUAGAGGAGGAGCUCACCACAGGUCUUGAACUUGUGGAUUCCUGCAUCCGGUCUCUUCAGGAAUCUGGUAUUCUGGAUUCACAGGAAUUCACUGCGGGUGAAAGACCAGGCAUACUCUCUCAGAGUGCUUUGCAGCUUAAUAAUCAAGAAGGCGCUUUUCCAUAUCCAGUUAGUUACCAUAGCAACCAGACCCUGGCCCUCGGCGACCUGUCGGCCUCCCAGCCUCCUCGAGGUGUUCAGGUGGGAGGAGUCUUACAUAGCUACAACCAGGUGACGUCUAAUCGUGUCGCCCAGCUGGCUGCCAGAGAGACAGCCUCCCGGGCCCAUUCUCGAGACUCCUUUGACCAGAGUCAUGGCAGUGCAAUCCGCAUGCCUGACGAUCAGCCAACAGCCCCUAUAAACUAUUCCUGCUUCACUCUACCAGCGCAGCGAGUGAGCUCUCCCUUUUCCAUGCAGGCUUUGGGCUCCCCUUCCAAACUCCAGAGGCUGGGCUCGGCCUCCGACAUGCCCAGCUACGCCACUCUGGCGCGGGUCUCUUCGCCCAAGCAGUCUCCGAGCCGGCUGGCCAAGUCCUACAGCACCAGCUCGCCCAUCAACAUGGCAGCAGGAGGGUCGUCCUCUUCGCCUUUGCACAUGGCCGGGGGACCGGGCAACACCUCCGGCUCAUCUCCGUUACACCAGCUAAGCGCUGCGGUGGGAAGCUACGCCACUCUGUCUCCCACCAAGCGCAUGCUUCACUCCACUGAUCAGUACAAGAUCUCUCACGAUCUGUAUGCCAACGCCACACUCCAGAGGCCUGGCAGUCUGGCAGGAUCCAGAGGUUCAUACAGCAGUCAGCACAGUCACCUGGGCUCUGAGCUUAGACCCCUGCAGUCUCCUGAACACCACAUCGACCCCAUUUACGAGGACAGAGUCUACCAGAAGGCUCCUUUGAGGAACUUCAACCAAGGCCAAACUCCCUCCUCUCCUGGUGUUGACCCCAUACCCUUGCAGCGCACAGGAAGCCAAAACGCCACAGGAACCUUUCCCCGCGCUGGAUACGCCACCGGUCCCGGCGCCUCCACCGCAGACUAUGCCAACCCCUACCGCACUCUCCAGUUCUGCCCCUCCACAGACUCCCCCUACAGUAAAUCAGGGCCUGCUUUGCCUCCGGAGCCCACGCUGGUCAGGUCACCAUCUGUAGACAGCAUCCAGAAGGAUCCCAGGUACGACCCUGAAUUCCUUCUCUGGAAUCAAAAUCAAGCCGAGCAAAGAAUGACAAAGGAGUUUGGCUGGAGGGAUCCUGAACUGCCCGAGGUCAUUCAGAUGCUGCAGCACCAGUUUCCAUCUGUACAGUCCAAUGCUGCAGCCUACCUUCAGCACUUGUGCUUUGGAGACAACAAGAUCAAAUCAGAGAUACGAAGGCAGGGUGGGAUUCAGCUUCUGGUGGACCUGCUGGACCACCGUUUGACUGACGUGCACAGGAGUGCCUGCGGCGCGCUCAGGAACCUGGUUUACGGCAAGGCCAACGAUGACAACAAGAUCGCCCUAAAGAACUGCGGUGGGAUCCCCGCCCUCGUGCGACUUCUGCGCAAAACUACAGACAUAGAGAUCAGAGAGCUGCUCACAGGUGUGUUGUGGAAUUUGUCCUCGUGUGAUGCUCUAAAGAUGCCCAUAAUUCAGGAUGCUCUGGCAGUGCUGACCAACACAGUCAUUAUUCCUCACUCGGGCUGGGACACCUCCCCACAUCAGGAUGACCGCAAACUGCACCUGCAUUCCUCACAGGUGCUCCGCAAUGCUACCGGUUGUCUCAGGAACGUGAGCUCAGCUGGAGAAGAGGCUCGCCGCAGGAUGAGGGAGUGUGAAGGACUGACUGAUGCGCUGCUUUAUGUCAUUCAGACAGCUCUGGGUACCAGCGAGAUCGACAGCAAGACUAUCGAGAACUGCGUGUGUAUCCUACGAAACCUGUCGUACAGGCUGGCCGCGGAGACGUCUCAAGGCCAGCAGAUGGGAUCGGAGGAGCUGGACGGGGUUCUGUGCACCGAUGCCAGCGGCAAGGAUGCUGAGAGCUCCGGCUGCUGGGGCAAGAAGAAAAAGAAAAAGAAGAGCCACGAUCAGUGGGAUGGUGUUGGGCCUUUCCCAGACUCCAAUGAUCCACCUAAAGGACUGCAGAUGCUAUGGCACCCAUCCAUAGUGAAACCUUAUCUCACUCUGCUAUCUGAGUGCUCAAACCCGGACACCCUGGAGGGAGCGGCUGGGGCUCUACAGAACCUGGCAGCGGGUAGCUGGAAGGUAGGCCCCACCUUAAAACCUUGGUCGGUGUAUAUUCGAGCAGCAGUGAGGAAAGAAAAAGGCCUACCGAUUCUGGUGGAGCUGCUGAGAAUAGACAAUGACCGAGUGGUGUGUGCUGUGGCUACAGCUCUCCGAAACAUGGCCCUUGAUGUCAGGAACAAGGAACUUAUAGGAAAGUAUGCCAUGAGGGAUCUAGUCCACCGUCUGCCGGGUGGCAACAAUAACAACAGCACUGGCACCAGCGGCACCCCCAGCAAGAGCAUGUCUGAUGACACCAUCACUGCGAUCUGCUGCGCUCUGCACGAGGUCAUCACCAAAAACAUGGAGAACACCAAGGCCCUGCGUGAUGCGGGUGGCAUUGAGAAACUCAUCGGAAUUGCCCGCAGCAAAGGAGACAAACACACACCAAAAGUGGUGAAAGCAGCAUCUCAAGUCCUCAACAGCAUGUGGCAGUACAGAGAUUUGCGAAGCCUCUAUAAAAAGGACGGCUAUUCUCAGUAUCACUUCAUUGGCUCUUCAUCUACAAUCGAGAGAGACAGACAACGGCCUUAUUCCUCUUCUCGCACUCCAUCUAUCUCUCCUGUGCGAACCUCGCCCAAUAAUCGAUCAGCAAGUGCCCCCACCUCCCCUCGGGAAAUGAUGAGCUUGAAGGAGAGGAAGACAGACUACGAGUCGACUGGAAACAAUUCUGGUUACCAUGGAAACAAAGGCGAGCACACCUCCAGAAAAGAUGCCAUGGCAGCUCAAAUCUCUGGUGGCACAUCGACACUGUUCAGAGGUGCUUACAUGUCUCCUGGGGAUGACAUCAAACAUAACCAGGUUUCCGCUCAAGGCAACCCCCCAGAGGCCUAUCCUCCCUUCCAGACUCCUCCAGGAGCCAACUUUGAGGAGCCGUACUACGAGGACCAAGCUCACAAACGCCCCCCGCCUCCCGGCGACGGCCCCAUGCAUCUGGGACUGAAGUCCACAGGGAACUACGUGGACUUUUAUUCAGCGUCUCGCCCAUACAGUGAACUCAACUACGAGACGAGCCACUACCCUGCCUCGCCAGACUCCUGGGUGUAGAGACAGGCUGGAGGCUGGCCUACGGACACGAGACAAACACACGGACCAGCCCAGCAUGUGCAUGAACACUUGUAGACAUCUCACACACAUUUACCUUCAGUUUGGUUCGGCACGAGAUUGGGCGUCCAACUUUAGGAAAAGGAGAAGAUUUUGAAGAGAAUAAGAAAUGAUUUACUGACGGACCGCUGGAACUUUGAUGCUUUUUCGAAGCAGCGGAGGGAACGGAAAAGCUGCGGUAACUGUGUGCCGCGGAGAUCUGACGUUUACGCGAAGCACAAGAAAAAAAACAAUUGACACAAGCUCAGAAAGUAGUUUUCACACAUUUUACGACAUUUACUUAUGUUAAGUCACGCUUUUUAUGGAGUGCUAUCUCACACUCUUAGCCUUUGUAUCUCUUUUAUUUUUCAUUUGCUUGUUUUUUUGUAUCUCCUUUUUAACUUCUUAAGUCUGGUGUAAAGUACUUGUUGUAUAUUACAGAUGUAGAUACAAGGUGCAUUGUGUAUAUUACGCAGAGACUACUGUAUCCUCCCCGUGGCUCAAUGUAUCAUUUUAUUUUCCUGUAUUUUAACAGAGAAAGAGAGGUAAAACUCCAGCAUAAAUAGCAGAAAGUAAGGUGUAGUUUGCUCUGAUGUGAUUUUUUUAAAACUGAAAAUACCGAAUGACAGAGCGUCACUGCCUGGGCUGAGUUUACCACCAACCGUAAAAACUUUUUUUUUCGGGUUUAUCUGUCAAUUUUUGUCUCUACUUGACAGUUUUAGACACACACACACACACGCUUUUCCCCCAGUCAUACUAAAGGUCAUUCUUCAGUUUAAUGAGUGAUCUGUGCUUAGUUUUGUAAAAUGUGCCAAAUGUGGUAAUCCCUGAGCCAAGGGGUGCUGUAGAGCUGCCGUUGCGUUUAAGCGGCACGUCAUCGGCUCUAUCGACGCCCGUUUGUAAAUGCUUUUUUGUGUUUCAACAGCAUUCGCACUGUAAUGACAACAGAGGGACACGGUCUUCGAAAGCUACUUUCCCUCCAAAGAUGUACAAUUAGUUUACGCUGUGUUGUAAAAAAUAGACAUUUGCAAAAUCUGCUUUUUUCCUUCCAGAAAUCAGUGGUUCUUAAGUUCAUCGUAGACAAAUCUGUCAAUAGAGUAUGAAUAUAUAUUAUAUAAAUGCAAAUAUAUAUAUACUUUUUAAUGUGCAGAUGUGGAUGUCACCUAAUUCAGAAACAUUGCAAGGAAAAUAAUGCUAGUUCAAAAAAAAAGCGUAGGGUUACGUUCACCUUAAUUUCUAAUCCAGAUGUUGACCUCCUGUUGUCAUGUUGUUGCUACAGUAUGUGAAACAGGUGAGACCAGGGCUCAGUGUGAUAAAGUUUCAAGAAAAAGGUGCUAAAUCAAUGCUUUUGCUUACGUUGCUACCUUGUUAAAGCGGUUUGAAUGCGUUUCGUAAAAUGGAUGCCCCCGAAAAUAAUCUUGCUGAUUCCCGUAAAAUGUAUUCCAGAUGAAAAGAUGCACCUUUUUUUUCUCAUUGUAAUCUUAUCUCAGGUCAUCUUAACUUUGCUUAUUGCAGAAGAUCGAUGAACAUUCCUUGAGCAGAGCAUAUCGAAUUGAGAACGGACAGUGACGCCUAUCAGAUUGGCAGAUUUUGAGAAGCGUGUUAAUAAGCCCUGGUCUUACCUUCGUGUCAUUUGAAACUUAGAGAGGUUAUUGUCAAAUGCAAGGUUUCAAGAUAAUCCCCGAACUCACACAUUUUUCAGCACCAUCGAUAGUGAACGUCUGAGAACAAGCAAAAUAUCUGUGACAAAGUAGACAUAUCAGACAACCUGUAUUGAAGAUGUAAGUAAAACUUUUCUGUUGCUAGACAAAGUGUUUGAGAGAAUUGUGAACCUUUUUAAUGCCAGGUUGCAACUGCUAUAUAAACUAAAUGAGAAUCAUU
Messenger RNA from Misgurnus anguillicaudatus (oriental weatherfish), 6071 nucleotides. It is a transcript of the gene ctnnd2b, whose product is annotated as catenin (cadherin-associated protein), delta 2b. NCBI's taxonomy places the organism in Eukaryota, Metazoa, Chordata, Actinopteri, Cypriniformes, Cobitidae. Gene Ontology annotation, biological process: cell-cell adhesion; dendritic spine morphogenesis. Gene Ontology annotation, cellular component: cytoplasm; postsynaptic density; adherens junction. The record is from RefSeq and is a predicted model, not a curated record. Gene Ontology annotation, molecular function: protein binding.